AUGGAUGUUGUGGAUGUUGUUGAUGAUACACAGACAUACAGAUACUUUGAUUCGUCAUGUCUUAAAGUAGGCAAGGGAAGAAGGAACAACUCUGAUACUGGUGUUUCAGCUAUCAAGGAUGAUAACUCGGUAGAAAGAUGCUUCGAUAACUUAACUAUUAAAGUCAAGACAAGGAUCAAGCCACCAGUUGGCAGGGGAAAGAACAACUCUGGUGCUCCAGCUACAUGGAUAGACAGAUACUUCAUGAACAUAAGAUUUAGACUUGCACAUGAUGGUUCCCUAAAAAAACCUACAUAUCCAAGAUCUGAAAUCAAGGAACCAUCAAUAGAUUUACAGUCUUCACUUAAGAUGUUUUUCCAAGAAGCAGCAUGUGAUGCAGAUGACUGGACGGAUGUCAACAUAAGGUACCGUGACAGGAGGUCAUUCCGUAAUUUUCUUGACCUGUUAGAACGAUCUGGCCUGGGAAAGUAUGCCUUCAAUGAGGACGAUGACAUCAAUAUUAGGUACCCGCAAGAUAGAUAUUGGUUGACCCAGAAGGGGUCAUCAGAUGUUGUGGUUGCAAAUAAAUGCUAUGAUGGAAGCUUGUCGUUGAUGAAACUUUUGGAAAGAAUUUCUUCAGUAUCUGGCGAUGAUUUCAGGCGAGAGCAGGCUCGUUUAUUGGGGUCUUUCCUCAAUCACCUCAUCAAGAUACAACAGGAGCAGCGGUCUGUUGCAAAUAGCUUCUCUGAGCAUCUGGAACAAUUGAGAAAGUUUGGUGAUGGAUAUAGGCACAAGUGUCCUCUUAUCCUUUCCGAGACCCCCGUGAACUACUAUGUUUGGAAACAAAAGCACCUAUUCGAUAGUCUGUGUAUCAUGUCAUGUGAAUCGGCUUGGUUGCUGAGGAAACUCAAGGAUUCCCCUUUUACUAGUCCCUCAUCCAUCGAGGAGUCCAACAAGAUUCUUGGCAGCUUCUUUGUUUAUAUUCUAGAGUUCAAGAGAUCAAAGGAAUUGUUGGAUCUGUAUCUUCUCAGGAUAAAUGGCCCCUCACGUUAUUCUCCGUUUCGAUUGAUUGCGCGUAAGAGCAAGUCUUAUGGUGGAAUCCAAGCCAUUCCAAGUAUGGAAAAAUCAUGGAAUGUCAAGUCUAAUGGCUUCCAAGUUGGGAUAUUCCACACAAAAUCCAACCAGUGUUCCAUGAUUUCAUGGAAGGGUGGAUGGAAUCCAAGUAAAACGCUAAUCAGAUUAGCGCACUAG
Molecule: messenger RNA, 1230 nt
Organism: Papaver somniferum (opium poppy)
Lineage: Eukaryota; Viridiplantae; Streptophyta; Magnoliopsida; Ranunculales; Papaveraceae
Product: midasin-like
Exons: 5
Coding region: 1-1230 (409 amino acids)
Biological process (GO): ribosomal large subunit assembly; rRNA processing
Cellular component (GO): preribosome, large subunit precursor
Source: RefSeq, a predicted model, not a curated record